UCAUAGAACAACAACUACAAGAAAAUGAAGACGAGUACAGUGAUUUCGCGGAAGAUCCUGAAGAGCUCGAGUUGAUCGAUCAACUGCUCGAGGCUGCCACAAAGCAGAAACAGGAUCAAAUCGCGUCUCUACUGAUAACAGACAUCGAAGAUUAUGAAGUACCUCAAGGCGUCCGUCUGCCUAAGGUGCUUGGGUUCGAAGCGACGCGUCAAUGGGACAAUCAGAUCCAACCUGCAGGGCUUCCCCGCGACCAGAACAUACGUUACGAGAGUGCGACUAGCUGAGGCGAAAGCCAGUACUGGAGGCUUGAGGGCGGAAAGGGAACAAACGCCAGUCCAGGCAGAGGCGCAGACAUCCGAACCCGAUACUCGAUCUCCUCUCGAUAGAUUCAGACGACCGCCCAAGAAACCACUCUCAGUCACCGAUCUCAUUUCCCCGGCGUGGUGUGAGCUACAAUACUUCUAUGUCCUGAGCAAGCAUGGACGCAAGAGACGGACACCUGCCAUGAAGCAGGGAAGUAAAGUACACCAGGCGCUUGAGGAUGAGGUUCAUGUCACGGUGCCCGUGAAGAUCACCACCAAAGAGGACAGUUGGGGAUUGCACAUAUGGAACGUGAUUCAGGGCCUAAGGACACUACGCGAGACAGGAAGGACACGAGAGCUGGAGAUCUGGGGUUCUGUCGGCGGCGAAUUCGUCAAUGGUGUCCUCGAUGAAUUGAGCUACGACUGUCCGGACCCCAAGCUCGAGGAGCAGAGUCUCAACAUGAUGGCGAAUCAAGAUUCCGGACCUGUGCCGCCGGAGUAUCAAGCUAGUAUACGAGAUUAUCUUGUCAGCAGCGAGACUAGGGAGCGUGGACAGUCCAUUGAGGAAGCCCUGGGCAGCCAGCAGCCCGAUAUCUCUCAGCAGCAGAGGUCACAGAGAAGAAAGGUUGACAAAUACAUCUACAUCACCGACGUCAAGACGCGAGGGAAUUCGACGUUGCCCACAGGUUCGAGCAUCCGACCAACAAUCAUCCAACUCCAUCUCUACCAUUCCAUGCUCGAAAAUCUCGUGCAAGGGAACUUUGCGUUGGCUCAAGUCGCCGAGCGAUAUGGUCUCAAUAUCCACGACACCUUCUCUGAUGAAUUCAUCGCACAAAUAGGAGGUCUAAACCAGCAAGUUUUCGAUUUGACUAGUUCGCAGAAUCGUGAAAUCGACCAGGACACAGACAUUCUAUCAUCAACACAAGACUCUAUGGACAUUCUACUGUCGCACAAUAACCUGGAGAAGUUAUGGGAGUUUAUGAUGUGGCAGUUUCGCGAAACCUUUAUUCUUCCGUCAGCAUUCGGCACAAGUACAGCUCCAGACUCAAUGUUCGGUUCAAAAUCUCAGGAUGUACCUUCAUCGACACCACAAUCUGUCGCACAACUACCUCCGAUGCCGACCUUUCCAACCCGCCUGUCCCCGCUUUUGACAGCACGAUACGUGUCGGCACAUGGCAGGACAUCUGAAGAUCAGGCGGAAGUACUGGGAAGCAAAUCCAUGAUCUUCAACCCGAACUUCAUCAAAUCCUACCUGUACGAUGCGUUAGCUUUUUGGCGCGGCGAACGUAAUCCCAAGGGCGUCGAGCUUCGUGAUGCCUGGAAGUGUCGCAUCUGCGAGUUCCGCGACGGGUGCGCAUGGAUUCACGAACAAGAUGAAUUGGCUAUGCGGGAAGCCGAAGAACGCAAGAAGAUGAGGGAAGUCGCUGGCUUGGAGUCCGGGGCGACUGGGUCCAGAAGAAGCCGAGUCUAGCACUUCGUAUCCUCAGCAAGACGGUGUGGCUGGGUGCUUGGGUGCAUCUUGAUGUACUGUAUAUGCACCAUCGGCGUUCUCGUGGUCGUUGGCAGCAUCUGGGUUUGGCAUCUUGCUUUUGAGCGUUAUAUUGGGCGACUAUUUGGUGCAUUUGACAAGCGUGGCGGCGCACAUUGGAGCGACUUGUCUUUUAGGCCGAACUUGGACAUUACACUCCG
Exophiala viscosa is the source of this 1991-nucleotide messenger RNA. RefSeq names its product exonuclease V. Gene Ontology annotation, biological process: interstrand cross-link repair. Gene Ontology annotation, cellular component: nucleus; mitochondrion. The transcript has 2 exons. Bases 154 to 1773 code for a protein of 539 amino acids. Gene Ontology annotation, molecular function: single-stranded DNA 5'-3' DNA exonuclease activity. The record is from RefSeq and is a predicted model, not a curated record. NCBI's taxonomy places the organism in Eukaryota, Fungi, Ascomycota, Eurotiomycetes, Chaetothyriales, Herpotrichiellaceae.